Molecule: messenger RNA, 815 nt
Organism: Magallana angulata
Lineage: Eukaryota; Metazoa; Mollusca; Bivalvia; Ostreida; Ostreidae
Exons: 3
Source: RefSeq, a predicted model, not a curated record
UCAAAUCUCUACUUUAAAUUAGCACUGCGAAAGAUACUUGCACUCAAAUCAGCACGCAGAAAAAAGUAUUGCAUUCAAGUUUUGCACAGAAAGAAAAAACGGUCUUGUGCCAAUUUACAACUUAUUGAAUACAUGAAUGGUAUGAAAGCUAGAAAAUGUGAGCAAACCAGAAUGCAACUUUGUGACAGAAGAUACUUAGAUAUAGAAUAUGUGAAUAAUUUUAUUUCUCAGAGAUUACAGGUGUUGGAAAGAGUGUUCAAAGAAGAAGCUGUUAGGAUAAACAUUGAAUCCUAGCUAUUAUAUGUAACCUUUAAAAUAAGCAUAUGAAAUGUAUUAAUAUUAUUUUGAUCAUUCAAUAUAUUUACAUCCACAAAGAAUGUUUCCUUCUCUUUCUUACGUAAAUAAAUUGUAAUUCACUGCUCUUAACAAACUGACAAGACUGACAUCAAUAGGUCCCGUUUAGGAUUGGUUAAGAAUUUGUUCUAGUGACCGGUCAGAAGAGGAUGCUCACUUAUUUAUGGCACCGUAUCCUACUUUAUCUUUUUAGAGGUCCGUGUUGCUCUGCUUUGAAUUUGUAUUUCGUGUUAUGGAUUUUUGAAAUGGUUGACAGUUUGAUACUGUCGUUUUGUCAUUCUAAAACACGUAUACAAAACAAUUCCUAAACCUCAAGGAAAUGUAUAGAAAAUUGUAUUACUGGGAAACAUGUUAAAAGUUUAAUGAAAUAGCUCAAAGUAACAUGUAAAUGCCAUAUUCAAUUUUUUUUAAAAUUUUGUGGUUGUUGUGAGUGCAAAAUUGAAGAAGAUUAAUUAACCGAA